Molecule: messenger RNA, 2140 nt
Organism: Leopardus geoffroyi (Geoffroy's cat)
Lineage: Eukaryota; Metazoa; Chordata; Mammalia; Carnivora; Felidae
Product: zinc finger protein 354B
Exons: 5
Coding region: 243-2081 (612 amino acids)
Biological process (GO): regulation of DNA-templated transcription
Source: RefSeq, a predicted model, not a curated record
CGCCUCUCUGGACACCCGGCUUCAGCAGCAAGCGGCUCCGGGCCUCAGGUCCGCGCAGGCAGCGCCCAGGCAUCGCCAGGGGAAGGAUUCCGACCCCGGGCUGCUGUCCGCCGAAGCAGCGCUGGAGCCUCAGCCUGCGGCGCACGGCCGGGAAGGCGCGGUGCCCAGAGCCCCCGAGGUCUUGGCGAGAUCUGCCUUCUGGAGACUCCACCCAUCCUAAGGGAAGAGCCCAGAAAGAAGCUAUGGCUAUUGGACAGAGGGAAGCAAGGCCUCGGGUGUCACUGACGUUCGAGGAUGUGGCUGUGCUCUUUACGCGGGAGGAGUGGAGAAAGCUGAGUCCUUCUCAGAGAAACUUGUACCAGGACGUGAUGCUGGAGAACUAUAGUAACCUGGUCUCAUUGGGACUCCUGUUUUCCAAACCAAAAGUGAUCUCCCUGUUGCAGCAAGGAGAAGAUCCCUGGAAGGUAGAGAAAGAAAGUCCUGGAGGCCCCUCUCUAGGAUAUAAGAGCAGUCCUAAAACUACAAAGUCAACUCAAACUCAAGAUUCAUUAUUUCAGGAGCUAAUAAGGAAAAGACUCAAAAGGGAUGAACCCUGGAAUUUCAUAACAGAAAAAUCCUGUGUAUAUGAAGACAGAUUAAAGAAACAAAAGGACAAAAAUGAAAGUUUACAAAUAAUUUCAAUCACCCAUACAAAACUCCUCACUGUAGAAAGAAGCCAUAAAAAUACUGACUUUGGCCAAAAUUUCAGCCUGAGAUCAGUCUUUGUGAAGCAACAGAGGGUCGCUAGAGAAAAAACACCCUCAAAAUAUGAAAUACAAAGAAAUAGCUUCAAGCAGAAUUCAAAUUUACUUAACCAACCAAAAAUCAAGAUAGCAGAGAAACACUAUAAAUGUAAUAUAUGUGAAAAAGCCUUCAUUCACAAUUCAUCCCUUCGUAAACAUCAGAAAAACCACACUGGAGAGAAAUUAUUUAAAUGUAAAGAAUGUUUGAAAGCCUUUAGCCAAAGUUCAGCUCUCAUUCAACAUCAAAGAACUCAUACUGGAGAGAAACCCUAUAUCUGUAAAGAAUGUGGGAAAGCUUUCAGCCAUAGUGCGUCCCUUUGUAAACACCUUAGAAUCCAUACUGUGGAGAAAUCCUAUAGAUGUAAAGAGUGUGGUAAAUCCUUCAGCAGGAGAUCUGGCCUUUUUAUACAUCAAAAAAUCCACGCUCGAGAAAAUCCCCAUAAAUAUAAUCCAGGUAGAAAGGCAUCUGGCCUUCCUGGAUGUCAGAGAAUUCACCUCAGAAAGAAGUCCUAUUUAUGCAAUGAAUGUGGCAACACCUUCAAGUCUAGUUCAUCCCUUCGUUAUCAUCAGAGGAUUCACACAGGAGAGAAACCUUUUAAGUGUAGUGAAUGUGGGAGAGCCUUCAGUCAGAGCGCAUCUCUUAUUCAGCAUGAAAGAAUUCACACUGGAGAAAAGCCCUAUCGAUGUAACGAAUGUGGAAAAGGUUUUACUUCAAUUUCCCGACUGAACAGACACCGAAUUAUUCAUACUGGUGAGAAACUGUACAAUUGUAAUGAAUGUGGUAAAGCCUUAAGUUCCCACUCGACGCUGAUCAUCCAUGAAAGAAUUCACACUGGAGAGAAACCGUGUAAAUGUAAAGUAUGUGGGAAAGCCUUCAGGCAGAGUUCAGCCCUCAUUCAACAUCAGAGAAUGCACACUGGAGAAAGACCCUAUAAAUGCAACGAGUGUGGGAAAACAUUCAGGUGUAACUCAUCCCUUAGUAACCACCAGAGAAUUCACACAGGAGAGAAACCAUAUCGAUGUCUGGAAUGUGGGAUAUCUUUUGGCCAAAGUGCAGCUCUUAUUCAACAUCAGAGGAUUCAUACAGGAGAAAAACCCUUUGAGUGUAACACAUGUGGGAAAACUUUCAGACAGAGCUCAUCACUUAUUGCCCAUCAAAGAAUUCAUACUGGAGAGAAACCCUAUGAAUGUAAUACAUGUGGGAAACUUUUCAGCCAGAGGUCAUCCCUUACUAAUCAUUACAAAAUCCACAUUGAAGAAGAUUCCUUGAAAGUAGAUUUGCAUGUGUGCAAGCCUUAAACCAAAGCUCAUCACAAGAUACAUAUUUGAGAUUGAUUUAAUAAAUGUAAUGAACAUGA